GGAGUGGAACUCGUUCUGUGAGAUGAACCACCCGCUCUACAACCACCUGCUGGAGGGCGUCGGCCCCAUGGACGGCACCAGCCCCGGCGUCCCCGACCGCCGCCUCGGGGAGGACGGCACCCACACCAUGUACCGGGACGCCGAAGGCCCGGUGCUGAUGCUGGGGGCGGCGACCAACGGGAAUUGGGAGGGCGAGUGGGACCAGUGGAGCCGCUCGGCCGCCGCGGAGGACACCCGCAACGGCCGCGCCUUCCUCAAGAAGCAAGGCUGGAAGUCCGUGCAGGGGUACGUGAACCUGCAGAGCUGGUUCCAGGAGC
Messenger RNA from Prorocentrum cordatum, 317 nucleotides. NCBI's taxonomy places the organism in Eukaryota, Dinophyceae, Prorocentrales, Prorocentraceae. The record is from the annotation of a GenBank genome assembly.